Antrostomus carolinensis (chuck-will's-widow) is the source of this 1052-nucleotide messenger RNA. Its product is annotated as protein TMEPAI-like. The record is from RefSeq and is a predicted model, not a curated record. NCBI's taxonomy places the organism in Eukaryota, Metazoa, Chordata, Aves, Caprimulgiformes, Caprimulgidae. Gene Ontology annotation, cellular component: Golgi membrane; early endosome membrane. Gene Ontology annotation, biological process: negative regulation of transforming growth factor beta receptor signaling pathway. Gene Ontology annotation, molecular function: R-SMAD binding.
AUGGAGCCCCUGCGGGCAGCAGCAUCGCACCCGUCUGGCAUCACCAAAAAGCAGGAGGUCUCCCCGGCUGUGUCCUGGGCGGAGUUGGAGUUUGUACAGAUAAUCAUAAUCGUGGUGGUGAUGAUGGUGAUGGUGGUGGUGAUGAUGAUGGUGGUGAUAUGGUGGUGGAUGGAACGUGGUGGCAGCCGGCACAGCCAGGGAAGGCGGAGGGACGAGAACCUCUCAUCACAGCAAAUCUACACCCCGAGACCCAGUGACCGCCUGGCAGUGCCGUCCUUUCUGCAGAGGGACCGCUUCAACAGAUUCCAGCCCACCUACCCCUACAUGCAGCACGAGAUCGACCUGCCGCCCACCAUCUCGCUGUCGGAUGGCGAGGAGCCCCCCCCGUACCAGGGACCCUGCACGCUGCAGCUGCGCGACCCCGAGCAGCAAAUGGAGCUCAACAGAGAAUCGGUCCGGGCUCCCCCCAACAGAACCAUCUUUGACAGUGACUUGAUAGAUAACUCCGUGUACGGGGGGCCGUGCCCCCCCAGCAGUAACUCUGGCAUCAGCGCGACCUGCUAUGGGAGCAAUGGUAGGAUGGAGGGACCGCCGCCGACGUACAGCGAGGUGAUAGGGCACUACCCCGGCUCCACGUUCUACCAGCACCAGCAGAACAACAACGGGAUGCCUUCCAUCUUGGAGGGCAGCAGACUCCAUCAUUCACAAAUCAAUGGCCUUGAGAGCACAACCGCGUGGAACAAAGAGAAAGAGAAACAAAAAGGGCACCCCUUUUAAAAAAAAAAAUAAAAAAAAAAGAAAGAAAAGAAAAAAAUAGAAAAAAAGCAAGAAAGUAAAUGAAACACUCUGCACUUCUCGUUAAAAGAAAAAGGAGAGAGAGAGAGAUGAGGAAGAUGAGCAAAGAAAAAAAAAAAGCCCUUCCCUAUCUCUCCAUGUAUAAAUAUUUACUUGUUAUGUCUGGUCUGAAUGCACAAGCCUACCAAGCUUGCAAAAACAUUUCUUUAUUGAGCUGUGUCUAGACGUUUAAAAAGGAAAAAAAAAAAUCAACUGUA